AAAAAUCUCGCCCACAUUUUCAAUAGUGUAACGAAGUGUACAUCAACUGCAGUAAAUCUUACCUAUAUCUCAUCCUCAAAAUUGAAUCAAACCACACACACUUUGGGACAAAUUGAUUUUAAACGAGCUGAAGCCUGACCAGCCGUGAAAUUGAAAUCUGAAGGAAGGUAUAAAUACGAAGUUCCCGAAGGAUGAACUUCAGACAGUCGCGAAGUAUUAUCAAGUAACAUUCUCUUUAUAAACCGAAUCAACCAUACAAGCCAUCAAAUUUUACGAAAGAUUUUUGUUUCUAUCCAACAUGAUACAGUUUGAAAAAAUAAUUACCAGUAAGUCCGUUAUACUACUUUUAAUCUUUUCAACGACGACUUCGUAUGGCUUCAUAAAAAACGACCAUCGUGUUACCUCUAGAAGAUAUAACAUUCGUGAAAGUCGCAACUUACCCGACAGAAGACAACAGAUUGAAAGAAAUCUAAAUAUUCGAAACGGGCCCCACAAAAUCGACGAAAAGGACAGGGUUUAUGAAAAUUUGUACGACAGGCGAAGUUUCAGAACAGGAACUCUAGAACGAAAUGAAUCAACCGAACGGCGUUCUACCCAAUUCUCUAUUGCUGAUCGGAGAGAGGUGAGAAAUGCUUUUAGUCAAAGAAACGACAACAGAGUAAGCGUUAACAACAGGCAACGCUUCUCAAAUUAUAAACACCAAAGUGCAGAAAGCUCCAGGUAUCACAACCUUUUUGAUAAUAGAAGAUUUGUUAAUAAAAUUGAACUCAAUCGUGAGAAUCGAAAGCAGGUUCCUAUGGAUAGGAGAACGAAUUCUCAAAGUACAAAAAGAGAGUUUGAAAACCGUAGGCAAUUUGGUGUUGAUAGAACAAAUGCUCGAUCUGCCUCGUUCGACUACCAAAGAAUAACUGUGCCAAAUAAGGAAAUUACUGAAAUUCCUUCUGUAUACAGAAGAUUUAGGGUAUGUUCUUCUAGAAGUGACUCCACUAGACAGAUUCAACGAAAUGCCCGAACAAAUAAUUAUGACAAAAAAACUGAUUCUACUGUUAGGUUUUCGGUUGACAACGCGAGAAACUUCGAAAGGAAGGAAAACCGAAUUGUUUUGAGUAAGGAUAGGUCAAAUCAACAAGUCAGAAACGAACUGUUUAGAUCGAAUAGGAACCGGCACAUGCCAGACUUAGAACAAAGACUAAAUACCUUAACAAGUAGGUUACCUCACGAGUACCGGAGAGACACAGCUAGAAAUCAACUUGACAGAGUCAUGCCAGACUUUGAACAAAGACUAAGUACCUUAACAAAUAGGUUACCUCACGAGUACCGGAGAGACACAGUUAGAAAUCAACUUGACAGAGUCUCUUCCAGUAAUAUAAGAAAUGAGCCGAGGACGAGGAACACUCGGCGUGAUUUCCGACUGAAUUCCAAGAAAGAAAACCAUUUCAGAGAAGAGAUAUCUAGAGAAACAGAGAGACGAAAUCAGAGAAACAGAUUCGGAAAUUCAGAGAAAAGAACAGUUUCAAUAAGAUACAAUUCUCCCGCAUUGGAAGCAAGACGUCUUGAAACAACUACAAAUGUUAUACCACAAGCCCGCGUUUCAAAUUCAUAUUCAGUGAGACAUUUACCAGAAAAGCAAUUUUCAUUGGUAUCCACAGAGCUUGAAGGAAAAUCUGUUGAUCGUCAAAAUUCUCGAGAACGCUUCGAAUAUCUGAAACCUAACUUGGACAUUAACUCGUGGGUAAAUGCAGCACAAGUUAUAUUGGGCAUUUAUUUGCUAGGGCAAAUAUUUUUGAAUUCGUCGACUAAAAGCAAACCAAGAUUCAACAUGUUGUCUACUGUAGGUGCCGUGAAAAACAAGAUACAUUAGGAAGUUGAGAAUUAUAGUACUUUUUCCCCAAAAUAAAUCUUGAUGACAACCGCUAUUCCCUAAGGUAGCCUCUAUUAGAUUAUAAUAUGAUAGUAGUUAACUUUAAGUAAUUGAAAGUAAAUAAAUGUAGGCAACUUCAUCGAUACAAAGUCUAUCAAAAUCUCGAAAAAGGAAUAUUUAUGAACGAAGCACUUACUGUGUAUUAUUAUAUUGUAGUAGGUUUAAAAAAAUAAAUGUUAUAAAUGUA
This is a messenger RNA of Leptinotarsa decemlineata (Colorado potato beetle), 2108 nucleotides long. RefSeq lists its product as uncharacterized. The record is from RefSeq and is a predicted model, not a curated record. Lineage: Eukaryota; Metazoa; Arthropoda; Insecta; Coleoptera; Chrysomelidae.